GUCACGCAACUCCUCCAUCUGCCUCUCCUUUUCGGCCUGCUGCCACAUCACGAACCCGUCAACUUCUACUGGUUCAGGCCGGAACUAGCAGUCCUCCUCCUCCUAUUCCUUUCGGCACGGAUCUUGUGAAUAUUCGGGAGCUUUCUUAAUGGACCCUCGUCCCCUCCCAUAACCUUUUUUCUCGCGAGAUUUCGAUCCUCCUUUGAGGCCAGCGGGUUACUGCAGGAGUUUUCGAAAGUCUACGCGCCUAUUCGUAUCCACUUCCGCAUCGGUUUCGAAAGUCCCCCUUCAACAGCGAAUCUAAUACCCACCGCAUAAUUUGCCUUUUGAUCACGCCUGCGAGAUUCUGCUCUGCCGCGAGCCCUGUUUCGGCUUUUUCUGGCACUCGGCACCGACCAAUAUUCAGAACCCACGCUUUGAUUCUUUCAGCACCCUCGUUUAUCAACCUGUUAGCUUGAGCCAGCCGACCCUCUGACGCCCAACCUCGGUCGCACGACAAUUAUGCUCAAUAUGUCCAACAUCAUGAGCAACCGCAACAGCACCCCCGAGGCUAGCAGCGUCUCAUCGCUUCGGCCUCCCUCGUCGCGGGCAGUCGGCGCCAACAAUCACGCCCUUCGUGCGUCUGCGGACAUGGCCGCCCUUGGUGGACAGGCCGCCGCUGGCCGGAUCCGACCUUCCUCCGAUUUCUACGGCCAGGUGCAGUCAGGCCAGGGCCAGGGCAAUUCUGACAUGGAUGCUCAGGAUAAGCUUGCCCAGCAGUGGAUCGCCGACAUUGAUCAGUAUGAGACUACUCUGGAGGAGAUGGCAGCCGCUACCCUUGACCAGGAUUUCAAGGAUGAGCUUAGCGCCAUUGAGCAGUGGUUCCGCGUCCUGAGCGAGGCCGAGCGCACCGCUGCGCUUUAUGCGCUGCUGCAGCAGACCACGCAAGUGCAAAUUCGCUUCUUCAUCCAGGUCCUGCAGCAGAUGGGCAAGAAUCACCCGAUGUCGGGUGUGCUCUCGCCCGCCAACUUCGACAAAGAUCCUAUGUCCAACCGCCUAAGUGAUGCGAUGAACAAGCUUAGUGUUGACUCGGCUCGCAACUCUAUGGCCCGCCCGAGCACUGGUGCGAACGUGAAGCGCCAGUCUGGCCUGGAUUCGUCGACUAUCAAUGCCAUGUUCCCCGACGCGGCCGCAGCCAUCGCGACUGAGAAAGCCAAGUUCGCCCAGCAGACUGGCAAUCCGCCCACCUCGACCAGAAAUAGCCUGGUUGAUAACCGGAACUCCUUGGUAGCGCCAACGAUCUCGGCACCCAAGGACGACUCCAACGGACAGAAUCCAGCGUCGCCUUGGGGCCCCAACGACCCCAACCGCCCCAAGUCGUCUUCGGGUCAGGCUCCCAUGGGCCAGUUCGUGCAGCCUCCGCCAUCCACGGGUGCUCUGAGGUCUCCUCGUCCCCAGAUUUCGAGCAACACCAACAUCCAGUCAACUACGUUGACUACUGGAGAGCAGCAACUUGCCGACCUCCCUCUCUUGUCCCCGUAUGGCGCGAGUGGCAACUGGGCUUCAAUGGUCAACACGCCAAUGGUUGCCAAUUUCAACCAGUCGCAGAGCAACAACAAUGCCGACAUGGUGGCCAAUGCCACGGCCAUGAAACUGGCGGCCCUCUCGACGGUCAACAAUCGGUUCGCUCUGGACGAUGUGCGCAAGUACCGGCGCGCUCGCUCCAACGAUGCAGCGGGCCAGUCGCAGAAUCCCCUCUCGCCGGGUGUUCCACCCAUCCCCGGCGCGAUCAUGGUCAGCGAGCACGGUGUGGGUCGGGAGCAGAUGGUGAAUCUCCAGCAGCCGCAGAACUUGAGCUUUGCGGCCCAUCGGUCGCGUCCCAACUCGCCGGGCAUUGCGGUGCAGAACUACGGCCCGGCGCUGGCCUUCACUUCUCCACAGAACAACGGCUUCCUCAGUGCCUAUGAUGGAGCAUCUUCGCUUAUGAACAAUGGACUGGCUCCAAUGAACCUGGGUGCGUUCCCAAUGGGGCUGGGCGGCCAUCAUGAGGGAUACCAUUCCGAUCACUCAGAGAUGGUACGUGGCCGUUCUCCGCGCGGUCGGAGAGGCACGUCCAAGCCGCCCGAGGACCCCACGGAUCCGACCCUGCUGCAGGACAUCCCGAGCUGGCUGCGGAGCCUGCGCCUGCACAAGUACACGGAAAAUCUCAAGGACAUGAAGUGGACGGAACUCAUUGAGUUGGAUGACAAGCAGUUGGAGGAGCGUGGCGUCAACGCGCUGGGUGCUAGACGCAAGAUGCUCAAGGUCUUCGAGCAGGUCAAGGAGGCCAGGAAGGAGGGUAAGCUGGGCUAGGAGCCCUCUUCCCUUUUCGAGACGGCGACGAGAACACAGGAAAGCGUUCUGGGGCAUUAAAUGGCUAUACCGAUGGGGUGGACUGAGCGACUUCCAGUCUUUCAAGAAGCAUACUUGCCUAACAUUCUUGCUUCAAGCCCGCGUGUACGCUUGGGAGUUAAGGUCGGGCACUUGUUGAGGUGGUUCGUGGUCCCUUUGGCGAGCGACAUGGGCAUUCCCACCUGGGCUUUGGUUGCGAUCUGGAAGCCGGUACAAUCGCGUCGCCGGUUGCACAUGUAAAAAAGGGAGGGAAUCUAGGUAUUCACGAUUCUGGGAGGGGAGCUGAAUAGCGUAGUAAUGGCGUUUCUACCCGACGGGUGAUAAUCUA
Thermothelomyces thermophilus ATCC 42464 is the source of this 2698-nucleotide messenger RNA. RefSeq lists its product as uncharacterized. Gene Ontology annotation, molecular function: mRNA binding; translation repressor activity; protein binding. Bases 511 to 2331 code for a protein of 606 amino acids. Gene Ontology annotation, biological process: nuclear-transcribed mRNA poly(A) tail shortening; regulation of mRNA stability. The transcript has 5 exons. Gene Ontology annotation, cellular component: P-body. The record is from RefSeq and is a predicted model, not a curated record. NCBI's taxonomy places the organism in Eukaryota, Fungi, Ascomycota, Sordariomycetes, Sordariales, Chaetomiaceae.